This is a messenger RNA of Telopea speciosissima, 2084 nucleotides long. RefSeq lists its product as uncharacterized. The coding region runs from base 264 to 2030 and encodes 588 amino acids. The transcript has 3 exons. The record is from RefSeq and is a predicted model, not a curated record. Gene Ontology annotation, molecular function: protein binding. Lineage: Eukaryota; Viridiplantae; Streptophyta; Magnoliopsida; Proteales; Proteaceae.
AGAGAGAGAGUCAUCUGUGUUGGCACUUGCCAGCGAAGAAGGUGAAGGAUCAAAGCUUUCUCUGAGUCAAAGCUGGCAUUUUUUAGGGUUUUUUUUCCGCCCCACCACACCAUCUUAUUUACCCUUAGAAAUUUUGGUUUAAAUCCAUUGCUUCUCUCUGCAUCUCCCUCGCUUUCUCCGGGUGCGUGGGGGGUGUUGAUAUUUCCCCCCCAAAAAAAAAUUUUCUCUUUUAGGAGACGAAAAUGUGGAGGAUUUGAGAUUUGAUGUUUGAAGGUUUUACAACCAUUACAACCAUGUCGACUUCUCCUUCUUUGGCUGGUGGAGAGAAGAGGCAUUGGUGGCUUAGCAACAGAAAGAUUGUUGACAAGUAUGUAAAAGAAGCUCGAGUGCUUAUCGCGACCCAAGAGCAGUCGGAGAUCGCUUCAGCCCUUAAUCUCCUCGAUGCUGCCCUUGUUCUUUAUCCGCGGCUCGAAUCGGCUCUUGAGCUUAAAGCUCGAUCUCUCCUCUACCUCCGCCGGUACAAGGAGGUUGCUGACAUGCUCCAAGAAUACAUACCAAGCUUUAAAAUGGUGUCCGAAGAAUCGUCCCUGUCUUCUGAUAACUCGUCCCACCAACUCUCGAAGGAACGAGUGAAGCUCCUCUCCUCUGAUCACUCCCCUUCUGACUCUACAGAUAAAGACCCUACCUUCAAAUGCUUUUCUGUUUCGGACCUGAAGAAGAAGGUCAUGGCCGGUCUCUGUAAGAACUGCGAGAAGGAAGGGCAAUGGAGAUACUUGGUUCUUGGUCAAGCUUGUUGCCAUCUUGGGUUGAUGGAAGACGCUAUGGUCCUCCUUCAAACGGGAAAACGUUUAGCUUCCGCAGCAUUCAGGAAGGAAAGCGUGUGCUGGUCUGACGACAGCUUCUCCGCCAACUUCGCUGCAAGCAGCGAUCGAAGCAACGCCAAUCCUCCGACUACCCCAACAGACUCGGAGUACGUCGCUCAACUCCUUGGGCACAUCAAGCUCCUCCUCCGCCGCCGCACUUCCGCUCUCGCAGCCUUAGACGCAGGGCUCUAUUCGGAAGCCAUCAGGCACUUCUCUAAGAUAAUUGAUAAUCGCCGUGGUACUCCACAGGGCUUCCUUGCCGAGUGCUACAUUCACAGAGCUUCGGCCUAUAAAGCCGCCGGCCGGAUUGCAGAGUCGAUUGCGGAUUGCAAUCGGGCCCUUGCACUUGAGCCAGCCUGCAUCCCUGCUCUCAGUACUCGAGCCAGCCUCCUUGAAACCAUCCGAUGCUUUUCCGAUUGCCUGCGUGAUUUGGAACACUUGAAGCUCCUCUACGAUUCCAUCUUGCGGGACAGGAAGCCUCCUGGCCCUGCUUGGAAGCGUCACAACGUCAGGUACCGUGACGUCCCUGGCAAUCUGAAGGGCUUGAGUUUGAAAAUCCAGGAAUUGAGGCAGAGAGUGGUAUCAGGGGAGACAGGCAAUAUAGAUUACUAUGCAUUGAUUGGAUUGAGGCGGGGCUGCUCGCGUUCGGAAUUGGAGAGAGCCCAUUUGUUACUUACCUUGAAGCAUAGGCCAGAUAGGGCCAUUGGUUUUAUUGAUCGAUGCGAGUUUGUGGGUGAUCGUGAAGUUGAUUCCGUGAAGGACCAAGCAAGGAUGUCAGCAUUGGUAUUGUAUCGGCUUCUGCAGAAGGGGUAUUCGACGGUGAUGACCACGAUCAUGGAUGAAGAGGCAGCUGAGAAAAAGAGGCAGAAGGCAGCAGCUGCAAUGCAACAAGUCCAAGUAAUCAUCUCUGAGCAGAAGUUGGAAAGCGAGAAGAGUAGUAAUAAACCACAAGCAGUGGAGAUAAAACAGAGGAGCCGAAUUGAUUCAUCAGAUUACAGUGCAGUAGUGAAUGAAGUCACAGAGACGAACAAUGCAGCUGCGGCUGCCACUGCAAAUGCGGUAUUCCAGGGCGUAUUCUGUCGGGACAUUUCCGCGGUUGGGAAUUUGCUUUCGCAGGUUGGGUUCAACCGUCCAAUAACGGUGAAGUAUGAAGCAUUAAGCUGCUGAGAUGUGUGUUCUUAAGACCGAAGAAAUUGGUAAUGGAGGAGACCUCUCUCAAUU